AUGUACCCCCUGAGUGCGAGAUGGGGUCUGGGUGCUCAUGACAUCUGCUUCAAGAACAGCGCUUUCAAAACAUUCUUCACCCUCGGCCAGGUCUUGCCGACAUAUCGCUUGCUGCACUCUCCCUAUGGCGGCUUAUUCCAGCCUACUAUGACCCAGGCGAUCCGCUUAGUAUCCGGCCCUGGAGCACUGUUCCCCUUCAAAGCCGCCUUUGAAGCUGGAAACAACGAAGUGUUUUCCGCGCCCACUUACUACAGAAGCAAGCACGGCGCGUGGGUUCACGUGUUCCCCGAAGGCUGUACGCAUCAGAAUCCCGAACGGACCCUCCGAUAUUUCAAGUGGGGUGUGUCCCGGUUGAUCCUUGAAUCCGACCCGGCUCCCCAGCUCGUCCCCAUGUUUAUCGACGGAUUCUCAGACAUCAUGCCAGAGGACAGGAAAUGGCUGCGAUUUCUCCCACGCAUCGGUGCCAAGAUCCGUGUCUUUUAUGGCGAGGCUCUCGAAGUGGGCGAGGCCUUCAGAGAGCAGCGUCUAAAGUGGAAACGCAUCGUGCAGAAAGAAGUGGAGGCCCGAGGCAAACCGUUGAGCGUCGGCGAAGUACCAGAGUCCCUGAAGAACCAUCCUGAAGCGAUUCAGCUGCGUAUAGAAGUCGCUAAGACUGUCAGAGAUAUGGUACAAGAGCUGAGGAUAAGUGCGGGAUAUCCUCGUGACAACCCGGCAUACGCUCUUGCUGAGACAUGGGAGCGGGAACCCAAGGACAAGCAGUUUAAGAGUCCUGUAGAUGACAGCCUGGUCAACAAAGAAUAG
Colletotrichum fioriniae is the source of this 801-nucleotide messenger RNA. RefSeq names its product Lyso-phosphatidylcholine acyltransferase (gene TAZ1). Gene Ontology annotation, cellular component: mitochondrial membrane. The record is from RefSeq and is a predicted model, not a curated record. Lineage: Eukaryota; Fungi; Ascomycota; Sordariomycetes; Glomerellales; Glomerellaceae. Gene Ontology annotation, molecular function: 1-acylglycerophosphocholine O-acyltransferase activity. Gene Ontology annotation, biological process: cardiolipin acyl-chain remodeling; inner mitochondrial membrane organization.